Messenger RNA from Ostreobium quekettii, 1365 nucleotides. NCBI's taxonomy places the organism in Eukaryota, Viridiplantae, Chlorophyta, Ulvophyceae, Bryopsidales, Ostreobiaceae. The record is from the annotation of a GenBank genome assembly.
AUGGCCGGGGAAAUGUCCAAGGAAGUGGUGAGCACGUGCAUUGGAGCACUAAAACGGAUUGAGCAGAAGGGUGAAAACAAACGUGAGGAAGAUGCUCUCCGGCAGCUCACAGAAUGGCUCUCAAAGAUGAAAUUCGAAGAUGGGAAGUCUGUUGGUGAAGACAACCCCAAACUCGACCCUCUGGCUGGAGAGUAUCUUCUUCAGUUUUGGGAUAGUUUCAGCUUGAGGAACAUUGAGGUGAUAAGAGGGAAGAACUGGACAGAAGCAGGCAGUGAAUCCAUGCACGCAAGAAGGCACAGCAGCUUAUCUGGAGAUUCCGGCUCACUGCUGCUUCCGGCUGAGUUGGCAAAGCUGCAGUCCUGGGAGGAUUUUGAUGUCUUCAAAGUGGAGACGCUGACAAACGGGAAGCCACUGGAGACUGUGGCAAUGGCAAUAUUGGAAGAGUUUGAGCUGGUCACCAAGCUAAACCUUGAUACUGCGAAACUGACAAAAUUCUUUAAGGCUGUUGAGGAGCACUAUCUUGACAAUCCUUACCACAAUAAAACUCAUGCUGCAGACGUGGUGCAGGCUUUGGGCGUCAUUUUGGCACGAGACAAUCUGAAGUCGCGAUUCACAGACCUUGAACUGCUUGCCAUGCUACUGGCAGCUGUUGUUCAUGAUGUUGCCCACCCAGGUGUUACAAAUGAAUUUCACAUCAACACACGGUCGCCUGUGGCGAUCAUGUACAACGAUGUGAGCGUGAACGAAAACUUCCAUGCUUCAAAGGCCUUCAAGUUGAUGCAAGGAAACGACUACCAUGCACUUGACGGACUGAGUGAAGAUGACUUCCGGUUUGUGAGAAAGUCGAUGAUCAGGAUGGUGCUGGCUACUGACAUGAUCAAGCAUAAUGAGCUCCUUGCAAGAUUCUCCCGAUUCUUCACACUAUACGACAAGGAUCUAGACAAAUGGGAAUCGGACGAUGCACGGUCAGCUCUCCGCCAGAUGUUGCUUCACUGCGCUGACAUCUCAAAUCCUGCGCGGCCAUGGAAGCUUGCUUCACAAUGGUCCCAUCGAAUAAUGGAAGAGCUCUUUGCACAAGGAGACAAAGAGGCGAGCCUUGGAGUGGCAUGCUCCCCGCUGUGCCGUCGCGACCAUGUUCAAAUACCCAAGAGUCAAGCCACGUUCCUGGAGUUUGUUGCGAAACCCAGCCUUGAGCUGUUAUCGCAACUAGCACCAAAAUUUGGCGAAACGGCCCUGCACCAUGUGGCAGUGAAUCUUGCGGAAUGGGAAGCCAGAAUGAAGGAAGAUGGGGCAAAACCGACAGGUGCAGCUCGCCCGUCUCCUGACCUGAAGGGCACUGGGCUAAAUAGAGCAUCUCAGCGCUGA